AUGGCAGAGCAGCUGAGAGCCCAUCGCAAGAGCCGCACGAGGUUCACAGAGCACCAGCUACAGGAGCUGAGAGCCGCCUUCAAACACACCCAGCAGCCCAAGUGGGACGAGGUGCAGGAGCUGGCCUCCAGGCUGCAGCUGGACCAGGUCGUGGUGAAGGUGCCCGGGGCCGCCCUCCUCAGCCCUCAGCAGCCUUUCAGAGGCGAGGCCCACCAAGGGCCAGAGGAGCCCCAGGAAUUUGCAGCACCUACCAGCCCUGGAUUCAGUUUCCCGUUGGCUGCCCAGCCCCUGGAAACUUUGGAGGUAUCCUGGACGACGCCCCUUCCCUACAGCACAGAAGAGCUUGCACGGGUGUAUGGCGUAUCUGGGAAUGAAGACCCCUCCAGCCUGGACAAGUAUCUUCUUGAGGAACCUACACUGCCAGACCUCCACAGCCCCGAACCCCAGGGUUACAUCUGCAGGCCUCAGCCCUGA
This is a messenger RNA of Dipodomys spectabilis (banner-tailed kangaroo rat), 474 nucleotides long. Its product is annotated as retina and anterior neural fold homeobox protein 2-like. The transcript is spliced from 2 exons. The coding region runs from base 1 to 474 and encodes 157 amino acids. The record is from RefSeq and is a predicted model, not a curated record. Gene Ontology annotation, molecular function: DNA binding. Lineage: Eukaryota; Metazoa; Chordata; Mammalia; Rodentia; Heteromyidae.